Molecule: messenger RNA, 2079 nt
Organism: Polyodon spathula (Mississippi paddlefish)
Lineage: Eukaryota; Metazoa; Chordata; Actinopteri; Acipenseriformes; Polyodontidae
Product: protein DGCR6-like
Exons: 6
Coding region: 221-823 (200 amino acids)
Source: RefSeq, a predicted model, not a curated record
GACCGCUGUAUGGGUCCUCCUUCAAGCUGUCAAAUGUGAUUUAAAAGAAACAAGAAAACAGGGCAGAGAACCAGAGGACGUCUGUUUGCAAAACUGUCAUGUUUGGGAUCAUAUGGAAAUUUCAACCCUGCACCAUUUGCACGUGAAUCUUCUAGUGAAAACAAGUGGCCCGUGGCGGGCAACCAUUUAGAAAGCAGAGCUUGAACACAGACCUCUUUUAAUGAUGGAUAACUACCUGGGCAUGUAUGAAGAACCAGCCGAUUCAACGAAACAGCAGGAAAGGCAUUACUAUCUCCUGUCCGAGCUCCAAAACCUUGUGAAAGACUUGCCCAGUUCAUUCCAGCAACGCCUGUCGUACACCAUGCUAAGUGAUCUGGCAUUGGCAUUGAUUGAUGGGACAGUAUUUGAGAUUGCCCAUGGUCUGCUGGAUAUCCAACACCUGACAGAGAAAAACCUGUACAACCAGAGACAGAAACUGCAUGGCGAGCACAGAGGACUCAAGCAAGAACUGGUUCGGAAACACAAGGAAGCCCUGCAGUCAUGCAAAACACACAACCUGUCUGUUCUUAGAGCAGCCCAGCAGAGGGAGCUAGAGGCUCUGGAACUGCGUGUUAAAGAUGAACAAAGGAUGAUGGAUGAAAAGAUCGUUCUAGAGCUGGAUCAGAAAGUGGUUGACCAGCAGAAUACCCUGGAGAAGGCUGGGGUUCCUGGAUUCUACAUAACAACUAACCCCCAGGAGCUGACGUUACAGAUGAACUUGUUUGAAUUGAUUCUAAAACUGCAACAGAAGGAAUCUCAAUCCGGAGGUCUUUUGAAGCACUGAACCUCCUGACUCUCCGGAUCUUUGAAAUCCCACACGGUUAUUGAAAAACAGGUUUUCUGGAUCUGAAAGGGACUCCUCAGGCUUGUAAUGUUUGAAAGAGGCAGACCAAUCGAGAUGUGUCUAGUCCAUGGAUCCAAGGAAGUUGUUCUUGAAAGGGACUUUCAACAGAUGAUACUAAUGGUACUAUUCUAUUUGCACUAUGAAAUGGGAAAGUAAAAAUAGAUAUUGUCUUGUUUAAAAUCAAAUUGAGGGUGCCACUGGUUCCAUUUAUUUUACAGGUUGAUCUUAAGCAAAGGUCUUGCUGACAGUCCUCAAAUAAUGUUUCAAAUCCAUUCCAGAUCCAAAAAACUUCAUUACUUUGAAAGAAAACUGUCCCAGUUUAAUUUGAGUUUAGUACUUACUCAGACAUCUGUUCUGAAGAAAUUGUAGUUGUAUAUAAUUUUGUGUUUUAACCCUGUGGACUGAUUCUUCCAUUCAUAUUUGUUAGAUCUCCAGUGAGUACAGUGUCAGUGGGUAUGAAUCAGGGCCAUGCGAAAGCCAAAACUUUGUGUAUAUCGAUGUUUUGAAUGCAUUUCUGUGACUUUUACCCAUUGAUUGUGAUAUAUAAUUGUUGCGUUCUGUUAUUUUUUUUAUUCAGCCAAAUUUAAUUUGUAGUAUGAUAUGCGGUGUCUGAUCACAUAAGUUUGCAAAGAGAUCUACUCAAUGUUUAUAAAUAAAAUGGUUUGAUUUAGUUCUCCCCUCAAAACAUGUAGUGUACAGCAGAUCACAGAUUAAAUAUAGGACUAUGAAGGCUUCUGCAAUGUUUGUGUUGCUUACUUUACAUUGUCAUGCACAUGUUUUUUUUCCUUUGGUUCAAGGGUUAAUGCAGUAGAUAUUGCCAAAUGUCAGUAUUUUAUUUUUUUUCUGCUUCUGCAUCAGCCACAUUUCUCACACUCCAUGCUCAAUUAGAUUAGCUGGGAAAGUCAAGCAGUGUCACAUGACAAGCUUAUAGCUCAGACUGCAUGUCUUAAUUCCUAGGGAUUGGUGGCUGCCCGGAGAGUUUUAGAUCCAAUCUUUCUAUUCUGGGCUAUUUUCUAUACCUUUUGUCUUGCAAUUAUAGCACUGUGUGCUCGGUUAUCAUGACCUCAAGGCAAGCAGUCUAACAUUGGCAGGCAUUAGACUGCUUCUUUGACUUGACACAUACUGCAGUUUACAAUGGAGUCAUCUGAGCACCGAUUUUCAUUUAUUUAUUGAAAUAUUCAGAGAGUAACUAAAGA